GUUGUAAUAAUUGGCGAAAAGAAGUAUCCUCGCGGUAAGAGUCGCCAAUGCGGUGAGUUACUCGGCAUCCUCGCGGACCUCGUCAUUAUACACCACAGAGAUGAUCACUUUCUCCUUCACUCUGCUCGUGGCUGCAGUAGGACUCGUGUCCGCCGCUCAGCGUGGCCCUCUGCCAGGGCAGAUAAAAAAUCUGGUCACCUUCGGCGACGACGAUGCUCUCCGUAUGCAGGUCUCGACAGGCGACAAUGCGACCGCGUGGCCUAUCUUUGCUGCCCAGGACGGUGGCUUCAAGCUUUUCCCAUUCGCCCGUUCUGGGGCGACAUGCUCCAACAAUAUUACUCUCCGGCCAUUCCCUUCUGUGUUCGAGAGUCAGCUUCCCCUGUACUUCACGGAGGUCAACAAUGGGUCUCUUCGCCUUAACUCAGAGGAGACCAUCUACACCUUGUGGAUCGGAACCAACGACGUCGGUGCCAACUCAUUGAUAGUCGGUCAAGGUACACCGGGGGCAACAGUUGUUAACACCACAACCUGCGCGGUCAACUGGGUGAAGACCUUGUAUGAGAGUGGCGCGAGGAACUUCCUAUUCCAAAAUAUGAUCCCGCUGCAGAAAACCAUACUCUACUCUGCUGACUCUUACCCGAACCGGUACUGGACGCUGGAGCGCAAUACGACUGAAUGGAGUGUCUUCAUGACAGAAUUGACGAAUGCCGGCAAUGCAAUUUCGCGGGCUCUUCUUGAGCUACUCGCACCAACACUCCCAGGUGCUCACGUCGGCUAUUUCGACUCCUACCAGUUCUUCGAGGACAUGCUCAGCAACCCGGGCAAAUUCUUGAAUGGAACAGUACCUCCGAACACGACUGGAGCCAUCAACCAUUGUGUCUUCGCACUGAACGCGAGUACUUCUGACCCAGGUAACUGUACAGUGGCGACAGGAUCGGCCAGGGACAGCUUCUUCUGGUACGACGAGCUCCAUCCGUCCGAGCAGACGGACAGGAAUGUUGGGAAAGCCAUCGCUGCCGCUGCAAAGAGGACGUCUGAGCAGUACACAACUUGGUUCAGCUAAUGUUAAAGGAGCCUGACGGGUUGCGUACGGUGUAUGUUAUGGUAGAAUGUGCCUUAUCUCGUGCUAUACAUAUCGCAGGUAUGCCAUCCAUCAAGGACAAAUGGACCAGACAUAUAUGGUUGCAUACUACUUGCCGACCAUUGACAGAAAUAGUAGCUUGCAAUCUGAUCCAAUGCCUAGAUGGCUCCGGAUCAUACCGGUUUCUUCCUUGAAGAGCGAGUUAACCUCUUUUCGCCUUCCCAGGAUUUCCUGCAACAAUUUCAACAUGUUCCCUGAGCUAUGGGUAGUCUAUUCGCGCGAUAUUAAGGCUACCCGGAACAGAGAAUAUG
Molecule: messenger RNA, 1392 nt
Organism: Phanerochaete carnosa HHB-10118-sp
Lineage: Eukaryota; Fungi; Basidiomycota; Agaricomycetes; Polyporales; Phanerochaetaceae
Product: carbohydrate esterase family 16 protein
Exons: 7
Coding region: 101-1063 (320 amino acids)
Molecular function (GO): hydrolase activity, acting on ester bonds
Source: RefSeq, a predicted model, not a curated record